Messenger RNA from Eleginops maclovinus (Patagonian blennie), 1291 nucleotides. Its product is annotated as post-GPI attachment to proteins factor 2-like. The coding region runs from base 245 to 1009 and encodes 254 amino acids. Gene Ontology annotation, cellular component: Golgi membrane; endoplasmic reticulum membrane. The transcript has 6 exons. NCBI's taxonomy places the organism in Eukaryota, Metazoa, Chordata, Actinopteri, Perciformes, Eleginopidae. Gene Ontology annotation, biological process: GPI anchor biosynthetic process. The record is from RefSeq and is a predicted model, not a curated record.
CAACAAGGAGGAUGCUGCAUCCGCGGGACUGUUAUCGUUUUCUGGGGCCAUGCAAAACAUUUUUUUAAUGUACAAGACAGGAUGAUCCCCAGCUCUGAUUAAGGAUUUCCACCUUAUUGCUGGUACCGAAAAUGCAGGUCCAUCCUUCAGUCUGAUAUCAUGAAUUUGAUGGUAAUAGUGUAGUUAUUGACAAGCAAAUUGCGUGCAGUUAUUUCUGAACAGCAAAUCUGGUGAAGUUUCAGACAUGCUGCAAGGCUCUGGUAUUUUGGGGCACGACAGGCCCCUGGUCAUCAGGAUAUCAUUCAGCACCUGCGUUGUUGGCACUGUGGGCCUCCCACUGCUUGGAUUAAUAACUUGUGUUUUCAUAUCCUCGGUUUUUCAUUAUGAGGACUCUACUGGUACACAUUGCCAGGUUCCUAAUUACCUGCCAUCCAUCAGUGCCUCAAUAAGCCUGAGUCCUGAGUGCCACAUAUGGCGGUUCUGUAUCGGACUGCACUCAGCACCAAGGCUGCUGGUGGCAUUUACCUACUUCAAAUUCUACAAGACACGUUUUGCCUCUAAGUUCCCUGAGAGUUUGCUGACUUGCCUCAACCUGGCGUUUUCCCUUUUCGAAAACCUCGGCCUCUUGCUCCUCACAUAUGUGUCAUCUAGUGAGACAUACUUUGUACAUAAGGAAGGUUUUGUCCUCUUCAUUGUCAGUUCCAUUAUCCACAUGCUCAUAACCUGCCGUUUAUGGAAGACUAUUAAGAAGUAUUCAUUAAGUCCUGAGGAUGCAAAAUCUCACUAUUGGAAAGUGCGCUUCUUACUUCUCAACUUAUCCUUUUGUGCUUUUGCCGGAUUUUUUUUUUGGAAACACAACGUAUACUGUGAAUCAGGGAGUUACACAUUAUUCGCCCUCUUUGAGUAUCUGGUGGUCUUCUCCAAUAUGGCCUUCCAUCUCACAGCAGUUUGGGACUUUAAGAGCAGGGAGGUCAUGGUCAUAUCAUCCUCAGAAGAUAAAGACUUCUGACUAGAAACUCAAGGACUGAGUGCUAAAUGUGCAACCACACAACCACCUGAUGUGAACAGCUUUAAUCCUGCACAAGGGGAAGUGGGAUGAAGGCCUUUUCCAUAUUUCCAUACAGUAUAUUUCCAUAUAUUUCCAUGAUGUACUUUUGUCAAUUGAGUGAACUAAAAGUGCAUUUUCUGCCUCAGUGUCUCAUCAUCCGAUGCCUUGACUCACAUACAGCGACAAAUACAGCACACUAUUUCAUGUUACAUGACGUUUGUACACUGCAAAUAAAAAGUUGUC